UCCUAUGUAAUGUAUAAAAAUUUAAACUGGAAGUUCAACCACAGAAGCUACCCAAUCAGGUUCUCUUUGCUUAGUACACUGGCUGCUAAAUUUCUCUCAGCAGAGCUGCAAAUAUAAUCUCUAACUUAUUAAAGAAACCCAGUUGGUUAUAUAAAGGAAGAAGCAAGAAAUUGGAGAUGAAGAGAAAACGAGAAAUGGAGAAGGAGUCAGAGAUACAAUCUGCCAUUGAAGAGCUUUCCAUGCUGAUCCAACUCAAAACCAGUGAUAAUCAUGGUGCUGCUCUUAUACCCACAAGGCCUUUUUUAUAUGUCUGCAAUUUGGUUAUUCAAGUUCUUGAUAAGAUAGGCCCAACAAUGGCUGUGUUGAGACAAGACAUCAACCAGAAUGUUGAGAGAAUAGAGCUGCAAUGUGAUUCUGAUCCUUCUCUAUACUCCAACUUGGUUGAGAUUUUGAAGAAAGAAGCUGAUGAAGGCAAUGCAAGGAAAGGAACCAGCUGUAGUAAAGCCUUCGUUUGGCUCACCAGAUCCUUGGACUUUACGGUUGCUUUGUUACAAAGAUUAGUAAAGAAUCCAGAUCAGGAAAUGGAGGAAGCUGUGAAAGAUUCUUACAAUAUCACUCUGAAGCCAUGGCAUGGAUGGAUUUCAUCUGCUGCUUAUAGAGUUGCUCUUAAAUUAAUUCCUGAUACAAAAUCCUUCAUUAAUCUCCUUAAACCAAAAGAUGAAAACACUGAAACACUUAUAGAGGAUAUGGAAACCUUCAUUUCACUGUUAGUUCCUAUUCUAGAAGAGAUUCACCCUACUCUGACAUUGUACAGGUUGGAUAAGUUGAAGUCUACCUAGGAGAUGACACAGAAUCAAAGCACAACAUAUGUAAAUAUUUUCUUUUGUACAUAACCUAUAGUUUCUUCAACUUCAGUUUCUUUUACUGUAAAUAUGAAUUUUGUGAAUAGCUAAAUGGAGAAUUUGUUCAGAUUUUCCAUUUAUUCGAGAAAUACAGUCAUUUUGAUCUGGUUCUGUAA
Molecule: messenger RNA, 1018 nt
Organism: Manihot esculenta (cassava)
Lineage: Eukaryota; Viridiplantae; Streptophyta; Magnoliopsida; Malpighiales; Euphorbiaceae
Product: glycolipid transfer protein 3
Exons: 6
Coding region: 177-839 (220 amino acids)
Biological process (GO): ceramide transport; intermembrane lipid transfer
Cellular component (GO): cytoplasm; cytosol; membrane
Molecular function (GO): ceramide 1-phosphate binding; ceramide 1-phosphate transfer activity
Source: RefSeq, a predicted model, not a curated record